Messenger RNA from Closterium sp. NIES-65, 2529 nucleotides. The record is from the annotation of a GenBank genome assembly. NCBI's taxonomy places the organism in Eukaryota, Viridiplantae, Streptophyta, Zygnematophyceae, Desmidiales, Closteriaceae.
AUGGGAAUCCGGUCCGCAGUGAUUCUCGACGACGUUCCGCACAUUUCCGAAUGGAUUCCUGACCUACAGAUGUACAAUAAUCCGCUGCUUCGAAGCCCUAAUCGACCCGAGAAUUACUUCGUGGACAGCGAGGACGUCGUGUGCCAGAAGGCGCUCAUCAAGACGGGCAGUGUGGACGACAUUCGAGUCUUCCGACGCUCUGGACCACGCGAGCAGGUGGCAUUCCAGCCUCAGGACGUGCGGGCAGCCAUAGUCACGUGUGGGGGGCUGUGUCCCGGGCUCAACACAGUCAUUCGCGAGCUCGUGUGGGCGCUGUGGUUCCGCUACGGCGUGCGCAACAUCUCCGGCAUUGAUGGCGGGUACCGCGGGUUCUACAGCCGCAACCUGCUGCAGCUGGACCCGUGGAAGGUGAACGACAUUCACAAGCGCGGAGGAACCUUCCUGGGUACUUCCCGAGGCGGGCACGACUCCACCAAGAUCGUCAACUCCAUUGAAGACCGCGGCAUCAACCAGUUGUACAUCAUAGGGGGGGACGGCACGCAGCGUGGCGCCGAGAUCAUCUAUGAGGAAACCAGGAGGAGGGGACUCAAGGUGUCCGUGGCGGGAAUCCCUAAAACGAUCGACAACGACAUUGCAGUGAUCGACCGGUCGUUUGGGUUUGACUCGGCUGUGGAGGAGGCUCAGCGGGCCAUCAGCGCUGCGAGGGUGGAGGUCACGAGCACUCACCGGGGGGUGGGGCUGGUGAAGCUCAUGGGGCGAUACUGCGGUCAAAUCGCCAUGCACGCCACUCUUGCCAGCCGCGACGUGGACUGCUGCCUGAUCCCCGAGGUGCCGUUUCACUUGGAGGGCGAGGGAGGCCUGUUUGAGUUCAUGGAGAGGAAGCUGUAUGAGAACGACCACUGCGUCAUCGUUGUGGCUGAGGGCGCGGGGCAGAGCCUCGUGGCGCAGAGCUUGCCUGGCGGGGCAGGCACGGACAAGUCGGGGAAUGCUCUGCUGCUGGACGUGGGGCUGUGGCUGUCAGAACGCAUCAAGGAGCACUUCAGCGCGGACAAGAAGAGCGAGAUCAGCCUCAAAUACAUCGACCCCACAUACAUGAUCCGGGCCAUCCCGGCUAACGCAGGGGACAACAUCUACUGUACGCUGCUGGCACACGGGGCCAUUCACGGCGCCAUGGCUGGCUACUCAGGGUUUGUGGUGGGGCCUGUCAACGGCACACAGUGCUACAUCCCUGUCAAUCAAGUGACGGCCCCCAAGUCAGUGGCCCUCACUGACCGCAUGUGGGCGCGCCUCCUCUCCUCCACCUCCCAGCCCACCUUCAUGCGUGUCAGCCAAUCCGCUGCUGCCACGUCAGCACCCCGGGCAAAUGCUGACGGUGUGCCGGCGAUGCCUGACGAGGCACGACCGAUCUCCGCGGCGCUCUCCGGAAUAAUCUUCGCCGCGAUUCCCGCGCUCCUGGCGGUGCGGAGGGCAGCACAGGCUGUGGAGCGGCUGGCAGCGACGGCGAGGGAGGAGCUGCCGGGGACCAUGGCGGCAGUGCGGCUGUCAGGGAUGGAGAUCAGCGACCUCACCAUGGAGCUCAGCGACCUCAGCCACGAGAUCUCUCAGGGAGUGCGCAGUCCUUCACGGACGUCCCGCCUUGCCGCCAGCACCAGCAGCACCAGGGCCAAGGAGCAACACACUGCUGACUCUCUCAAGGACGCCACAGUGAUCCCCAUCCGCGUGGUAAGCCCUCUCUUCUCCUCGGCUGCCAGUGCGGUCGGUGCUGCCGCCUCCACAGUCGGCUCUACAGUGUCUCACGUGGGCGGCACGGUCGGGGCGGCGGCGUCGCACGUGGGCGGCACGGUUGGGGCGGCAGCGUCACAUGUGGGGGCGGCAGCGUCGCAUGUGGGAGGCGCAGCGGCUCACAUUCCCUCGGUAGUAUUCAACCUCGUGGAUUUUCUGCCGUGGGGACACCGGAGAGGUGGUGAGGGAGGAGAAACUGGAGGGGAAACAAACGGAGACACAGCAAACGCCCACUCUACUGCUGCUGCUAAACUGGCUGCAAAGCCUGCUGCAGAUUCUGCAAAGCCUUCUGCCUCUGCCGCUGCUCCUGCUGACAUCCCUGGUAGGACCAACUCCGCUGCUCCUGCAACUAAAGCAGCAGCGGCUACUUCAGCUUCCUCUGGUGCUGCCUCCGCUGGUCCUCACUCCAGAGCACCUUCCAAGCCAGUCGCCACAGGAAGGGCCAGACCUAUCCCAAGUGGAUCAAGCCCAGACCAGCAAUCGCCCGAAUCACUCCACCACAGGCCCCACCAGCCUCUCCAGCCUCUGAAUUCCCACGAGUUUCACCAGUUGAACGAGAAUCAGCAAGCUCAUCAUGGGAGUGUGGGGUCUCGAAAGGCGGCAGGAGCAGGUGACACAAGGCAAGAGGUGACGGUGGGGGCAGCUGCAGAGGAGCAUUUUGAGCUGUCAUCGCUGCCGUCGUUGGUGGGGUGGCUGCAGCACAGAAAGGACAAGGAGAAGCACCCUAGGGGAGAUGCGAAGGGGUGA